Messenger RNA from Peromyscus maniculatus bairdii (prairie deer mouse), 9695 nucleotides. NCBI's taxonomy places the organism in Eukaryota, Metazoa, Chordata, Mammalia, Rodentia, Cricetidae. The record is from RefSeq and is a predicted model, not a curated record.
UGGCUAGCCGCCAUCUUGCUUCUUUUUCCUCGCUUGCUCUCACCCUCUCAGGAGGUAGCGAAAGUGCUUUGGCGGUUUGUACGGCUGCGGCUCGGGCUUCCCGGACCGGGCGGCCUUGCGGACGAUCCCUCGAGGCUCCCUCCCCACCCCCUGAUCCGUACCUGGCGAGCCCCGUGGGAAGCGCGCAGAACUCGGUCUUUUUCACCCUGGCGGAGUACUUUUAAGGGUGUGGCAGGAGGUUUUGGACUCGAUGAGUUUCCACCGAAAUGUCGGAGAAGUCAGGCCAGAGCACAAAAGCAAAGGAUGGGAAAAAGUAUGCAACACUCAGUUUGUUUAAUACUUACAAAGGAAAGUCCUUGGAAACUCAGAAGACUACAGUUGCAGCUCGACAUGGAUUACAAAGUCUUGGAAAAGUUGGUAUUUCCCGGCGGAUGCCUCCACCUGCUAACCUCCCAAGUCUCAAAGCAGAGAACAAAGGCAAUGAUCCUAAUGUGAAUAUUGUGCCAAAGGACGGCACAGGAUGGGCAUCCAAACAAGAGCAGCAUGAAGAAGAAAAAGCACCAGAAGUGUCACCAGCACAGCCAAAACCUGGGGUUGCAGCUCCCCCAGAAGUAGCACCUGCUCCAAAAUCAUGGGCCAGUAACAAGCAAGGUGGGCAAGGAGAUGGAAUCCAAGUGAACAGUCAAUUUCAGCAGGAAUUUCCCAGCCUGCAGGCAGCUGGAGAUCAGGAAAAGAAAGAAAAAGAAACAAAUGAUGAAAACUAUGGACCUGGCCCCAGUUUACGGCCACCAAAUGUUGCUUGUUGGAGAGAUGGUGGUAAGUCUGCUGGCUCACCUUCCUCUGAUCAGGAUGAAAAGCAACUUGGCCAGGAUGAAAGCACAGCUAUAACAUCAGAACAAAAUGAUAUUCUCAAAGUAGUGGAAAAGAGGAUAGCUUGUGGUCCUCCACAGACCAAGCUGAAUGGACAACAGGCUGCCCUUGCUUCUCAGUAUAGAGCUAUGAUGCCUUCAUAUAUGUUUCAACAGUACCCAAGGAUGGCAUAUCCUCCUCUACAUGGCCCCAUGAGAUUCCCACCUUCUUUAUCUGAAACAAACAAAGGCCUUCGAGGAAGAGGUCCUCCUCCUUCGUGGGCUUCUGAGCCUGAACGCCCAUCCAUCCUUAGUGCAUCAGAACUGAAGGAGCUUGAUAAAUUUGAUAACCUAGAUGCUGAAGCUGAUGAAGGAUGGGCAGGUGCUCAGAUGGAAGUAGAUUAUACAGAACAGCUGAAUUUCAGUGAUGACGAUGAGCAAGGAAGUAGUAGUCCUAAAGAGAACAGCAGUGAGGAUCAAAGUUCAAAAACACCUGAAAACACAGAAAACCGAAAAGAAAUAGAUGAAGCAUCUGGCACCAAAUUAUCUUCUCAGAUACCUGCUCAGCCUCCAGGAGCAAAAAGUCCUUAUGGAAAGGGACCUCCAUUUAAUCAGGAGCGUGGACCUUCUUCACACUUGCCACCACCUCCCAAGUUGCUUGCACAACAGCAUCCCCCACCUCCAGAUCGACAAGUACCUGGAAGACAAGGCCCUUUUCCUUCAAAGCCUCAAGUACCUGAUAAUGAUGAAAUCUGGAAGCAAAGACGAAAACAACAAUCUGAAAUCUCUGCAGCAGUAGAGCGUGCUCGCAAACGGCGCGAGGAGGAAGAGCGAAGAAUGGAGGAACAGAGGAAGGCGGCGUGUGCAGAGAAAUUGAAACAGCUGGACGAGAAGCUGGGUAUCAUAGAAAAACAACCAUCUCCAGAGGAGCUCAGAGAAAAGGAGAGGGAGAAGGAAAGGGAGCGGGAGAGAGAACUUGAAAAAGAGAAGGAACAGGAACGAGAGAGGGAGCGGGAGCUCGAGAAAGAGCAGGAAAGACAGAAAGAAAUGGAGAAGGAAAGACAGCAAGAGAAAGAGCUAGAACAACAGAGGGAAAAGGAGCAAGAACUGCAAAGGUUGAAAGAAGAGGAGAAAGAGGGUGAGUUGAAGGAAAAGGAGAAAGAAGAGAAAGUUGAACCCCAAGAGCCCAUUUUAGAGCCUGUGACAGAAAAACAAGAAAGUGAAACCAACUGUAAUACAGAAGAGGAAGCAGUUUUCACUAGACAGGACAGCAAUCGCAGUGAGAAGGAGACCACACAAGUGGUGCAGGAAGCAGAACCUGAGUCCGGCUCUCAGCCCCGACCUGCUGGAUUAUCGGGCUAUUUCAAACAGUUUCAGAAAUCGUUGCCACCACGAUUUCAGCGGCAGCAGGAACAAAUGAAACAGCAGCAGUGGCAGCAGCAGCAACAGCAGCAGCAGCAGCAGCAGCAGCAGCAGCAAGGUGUACUUCCACAGACUGUUCCUUCACAACCAUCUAAUGGUUCGGUCCCUCCUCCACCACACAGACCUCUUUAUCAGCCAAUGCAACCCCACCCUCAGCAUUUGGCUUCUAUGGGUUUUGAUCCAAGGUGGCUCAUGAUGCAGUCCUAUAUGGAUCCUCGAAUAAUAUCGGGGAGGCCUGCUAUGGAUAUUCCACCCAUUCAUCCUGGAAUGAUUCCUCCUAAACCAUUAAUCAGAAGAGACCAGAUGGAAGGGUCACCAAAUAGUUCUGAGUCAUUUGAGCAUAUAGCUCGAUCUGCAAGAGAUCACGGAAUUUCCCUUUCUGAACCUCGAGUGAUGUGGGGAUCAGAUCCCUAUCAUGCUGAACCGCAGCAGGCAGCCACUCCCAAGUCAGCUGAAGAACCUGGGGAUGCAAGGCCUGAAACUGCUUUGGACCAUGAGCAAAUUCCUGCUGCUUAUUCUGUAGAACAUAGUCAUCUGGAGACUCAUUCAAAAACAGAGGCUGCUAGAGACUCAGGUGAAACAGAAGGACAAAAGUUUUUAAGCAGAUCAGUGGAAGAUGUAAGACCUCACCAUGCUGAUACAAAUAAUCAGUCUGCUUGUUUUGAUGUGAUUGAUCAAAAGAGCUUACCUACUCCUCCAGAAGAGCGAAUUUCGGCACUAGAAAGUCAACCUGCCCGGAAAAGAAGUGUUUCCCAUGGAUCUAACCAUGCUCCAAAAGCAGAGGAGCAAAGAAACGAGCCCUCUGUCAGCCUUCCUAAAGUCAGCAGCAGGUGUAUUGAUUCUAAAGAAACUGUAGAAAAGCCAGAGGAGAAGCCAAGAAAAGAUGGCUUUCUGCGAUCUUCUGAAGGACCUAAACCAGAGAAAAUAUACAAAUCUAAGUCAGAAACUCGUUGGGGUCCAAGACCAAGCUCCAACAGAAGAGAAGACGGUAAUGAUAGGCCUGUAAGAAGGUCCGGACCCAUUAAAAAACCUGUGCUUAGAGAUAUGAAAGAGGAGCGGGAGCAGAGGAAGGAGAAAGAAGGCGAGAAGGUUGAAAAGGUCACGGAAAAAGUUGUUAAAACAGAAAAACCAGAGAAGAAAGAGCUUCCUCUUCCUCUACCACCUCCAACACCAGUUCAGGCACAGUCACUGGUUCCACCACCAGUUCAGCCAGAACCAGAGAAACUACCAUCAACAGAACCUUCCGCUUUGGCUCAGAAGCCAUCUCAAGAGAGUGAGAAGCCUUUGGAACCUGUGGCUAGUGUCCAGGUAGAGCCUCUGGUUAAAACUGGAAAUCAACAAAAUGUUGUAGCACCAACCGUCAAAGAAGAAAAGCAGCCCGAGAAAGUCAUCCACAAAGACGUCGUUGGGGCAGAACGACCUCGGCCGGAUUCUAGAGCACCAGUUAAAAAAGACUCCCCUUUACCAACUCCUAGGACCUACUGGAAAGACGCUAGAGAGAGAGAUUGGUUUCCAGACCAAGGCUACAGAGGCAGAGGUAGAGGAGAGUAUUACUCCAGAGGUCGAAGCUACAGAGGCUCUUAUGGGGGUCGUGGCAGAGGUGGUAGAGGGCACGCUCGUGAUUAUCCUCAGUAUAGAGACAGUAAGCCAAGAACAGAGCAUGGUCCUUCAGGACCUCUCAGACAACGAGAAGAAAGUGAAACACGAAGUGAGAGUUCCGAUUUUGAGGUUGUUCCCAAAAGACGGCGACAGAGGGGUUCCGAGACUGACACGGACAGUGAAGUUCCUGAAAGUGCCAGUGACAAGGAUAGCUUAAGCAAAGGCAAAUUUCCUAAAAGAGAGGAACGGCCUGAAAACAAAAAACCUGUCAAGCCCCAGGCUUUUAAGCCUGAAAAUCAUGUCCGAAUAGACAAUAGGCCAUUAGAAAAACCUUAUAUCAGAGAUGAGGAUAAAUCUAAACCAGGUUUCCUUCCUAAAGGAGAGCCUACAAGGAGAGGUAGAGGAGGAACAUUCAGACGAGGUGGAAGGGACCCCGGAGGCCGACCAUCACGCCCUGCCACCUUAAGAAGGCCUGCUUAUCGGGACAAUCAGUGGAACCCAAGGCAAGCAGAACCUCCAAAACCUGAUGAUGGAGAGCCACCAAGAAGACAUGAGCAGUUUAUGCCUGUACCCGCAGAUAGACGACCUCCAAAAUUUGAACGGAAAUUCGACCCAGCUAGAGAGAGGCCACGGAGGCAACGUCCAACUCGACCACCAAGGCAAGAUAAGCCUCCUCGAUUUAGACGGCUAAGAGAGAGAGAGGCUGCUUCAAAAACAAGUGAGGUGUUGGUACCUGCAAAUGGCACAGUUAAUAAUGUUGUUCAAGAACCAGUUAAUCCCCCUGGGGACAUAUCUGGAAAUAAGACCCCAGAUUUGUCUAAUCAGAACUCUUCAGAUCAGGCAAAUGAGGAAUGGGAAACUGCUUCUGAAAGUAGUGAUUUCAAUGAGAGACGUGAGAGGGAUGAAAAAAAAAAUGCCGAUGUGAGUUCACAAGCAGUUGUAAAGGCUGGAGAGAAUGUUUUGCCUCCAAAAAGAGAAAUAGCAAAGAGGAGUUUUUCUAGUCAGAGACCUGGAGUUGAUCGACAGAAUCGUCGUGGCAACAAUGGCCCACCCAAAUCAGGAAGGAAUUUCUCAGGUCCUAGGAAUGAAAGAAGAAAUGGCCCACCAUCAAAAAGUGGAAAGAGAGGGCCAUUUGAUGACCAGUCCUCAGGCACAGCUGGUGUUGACCCUGUCAAUGGUAAUGCUGCACACCACCAAGAAGGAGCACCUAAUGGUGCUGGACAAAAGAAUUCCAAGGAUGCUACUGGAAAAAAGAGAGAGGACCCCAAACCAGGUCCUAAAAAGACCAAAGAGAAAGUAGAUGCUCUCUCACAGUUUGAUCUCAACAAUUAUGCAAGUGUUGUUAUAAUUGAUGAUCAUCCUGAAGUAACUGUAAUUGAAGAUCCCCAGUCAAAUUUGAAUGAUGAUGGCUUUACUGAAGUGGUAUCUAAAAAACAGCAAAAGCGGUUACAGGAUGAGGAACGCCGAAAGAAGGAAGAACAAGUUGUACAGGUGUGGAACAAAAAAAAUGUAAAUGAAAAAGGAAGAGGUCAGACUUCUAAACUCCCUCCAAGGUUUGCCAAAAAACAAGCCACAGGGACUCAGCAAGCGCAAGCUCCAACCUCUGCUGCGGUUUCCGUCUCUUCCUCAGCUGCAGUUUUAACAUCCCCAGCAGCUUCAGUUCCAGCCUCCACCCCAGCUCCAGUUCUGGUUCUGGCCUCAGCCACUGCUCUAGCUCCAGCCUCCACCCCAGCUCCAGUUCUCACUUCAAGCCCAGCUCCAGCUCCAGCUCCAGCUCCAGCCCCAGCCCCAGCCCCAGCCCCAGCCCCAGCCCCAGCCCCAGCCUCAGCUCCUGUUCCAGUGUCCACUUCAUCCUCAGUCACAGCCUCUUCCUCACCCCAAGUCUCAGUUCCAGCUCCAACUCCUGUCCUUGCCUCAGCAUCAACUACAGCCUCCGUCCCCAUUCUUGCCUCAGCUUCAAUUCCUAUCCUUGCUUCAGCACUGGCACCAGCUUCAGUUUCUUCCCCAACCCCAGGAGUCUCAGCCCCAGCUGUACCAACUAUUUCAACAUCAACUGCCCCAGCCUCAGCCCCAGCAGCCUCAGUUCCACUUGCCCCAGCCUCGGCUGCAACCACUGCCCCAGCCCCAGCCGCACCAGUACAGACUCAGACACAGACCCACAAACCAGUCCAGAGUCCACUUCCACCUCCAACACCAUCUUCAAAACAGCCACCACCUUCAAUUAGAUUACCUUCAGCUCAAACAUCUAAUGGCACAGAUUAUGUAGCCACAGGAAAAUCCAUCCAGACUCCACAAUCCCAUGGUCCUCUAACAGCUGAAUUGUGGGAUAACAAAGUGGCUGCUCCAGCUGUGCUGAAUGACAUCUCUAAAAAAUUAGGUCCUAUUAGUCCACCACAGCCACCUUCAGUCAGCGCAUGGAAUAAGCCCUUGACGUCAUUUGGAUCAGCAACUUCAUCAGAGGGAACAAGAAAUGGUCAAGAGAAUGGUGUGGAAAUUGGAAUUGACACAAUUCAGUUUGGUGCUCCAGCUUCAAAUGGGAAUGAAAAUGAGGUGGUUCCUGUGCUUUCAGAAAAACCAACCGACAAAGUUCCUGAACCUAAAGAGCAGCGUCAGAAACAGCCACGGGCAGGGCCUAUUAAAGCUCAGAAGCUUCCAGAUUUGAGUCUGGUAGAAAACAAAGAACAUAAACCUGGUCCCAUUGGAAAGGAGCGAUCAUUAAAAAAUAGAAAAGUGAAAGAUGCCCAACAGGCAGAGCCAGAAGGACAGGAGAAACCCAGCCCAGCUGUGGUCAGAAGCACAGACCCUGGAGCAGCAAAAGAAACCAAAGCUGUCUCAGAGAUGUCUGCUGACAUAGGAGCAAUGAUCUCGGUGUCAUCUGCAGAAUACGGCACUGACGCAAAGGAGUCUGUAACAGACUAUACUACACCUUCUUCUUCUCUGCCUAACACUGUGUCUACUAAUAAUGCAAAGAUGGAGGAUACUUUGGUUAAUAAUGUGCCCCUGCCCAACACCCUUCCCCUCCCUAAGAGGGAGACUAUACAACAGAGCUCCAGCCUAACUUCAGUUCCUCCCACUACUUUCAGCCUCACCUUCAAGAUGGAGUCUGCACGUAAGGCAUGGGAGAACUCUCCAAAUAUAAGGGAGAAGGGGUCUCCAGUCACUUCUGCAGCACCUCCCAUUGUGAGUGGAGUCAGCAGUAGUGCCAGUGGACCGAGCACUGCUAAUUACAACUCCUUCUCCAGUGCAUCGAUGCCUCAGAUCCCGGUUGCUUCAGUCACUCCUACAGCAUCAUUGUCAGGAGCUGGCACUUACACUACCUCUUCUUUGAGUACAAAAUCUACAACCACAUCGGACCCUCCUAAUAUUUGUAAAGUAAAACCCCAACAGUUACAGACAAGCAGCCUACCUUCUGCAAGUCAUUUUUCACAGUUAAGCUGUAUGCCUUCUCUGAUUGCCCAGCAACAGCAGAGUCCACAAGUUUAUGUGUCUCAGUCGGCAGCAGCUCAAAUUCCAGCCUUCUAUAUGGACACAAGUCAUCUAUUCAAUACCCAGCAUGCACGGUUGGCUCCACCUUCCCUGGCUCAACAGCAAGGUUUCCAACCAGGCCUCUCUCAGCCAACAUCAGUUCAGCAGAUUCCAAUUCCUAUUUAUGCCCCACUGCAAGGGCAGCAUCAAGCCCAGCUGAGUUUGGGGGCUGGACCUGCUGUUUCCCAGGCUCAGGAAUUAUUCAGUUCUUCAAUUCAACCAUAUAGACUUGCAAAUAAUAUGGCAGUUACAGUACCUUUACCAGCAUCUCAGCUCUCCUUGACUAAUUUUGGAUCUGCAGGACAGCCUCUGAUUGCUUUGCCUCAGACACUUCAGCCCCAGUUACAGCACACAACACCACAAGCACAGGCCCCAAGCCUGAGCCGCCCUGCACAAGUCAGCCAGCCUUUCAGAGGCUUAAUCCCUGCUGGAACACAGCAUAGCAUGAUGGCAGCCACAGGAAAGAUGUCUGAAAUGGAACUAAAAGCCUUUGGGAGUGGCAUUGAUAUCAAACCAGGGACACCUCCAAUUGGUGGCCGAAGCACCACACCAACGUCUAGUCCAUUCCGGGCUACUUCGACAAGUCCAAACAGCCAGUCUAGUAAAAUGAACAGCAUUGUUUAUCAGAAGCAAUUCCAGUCAGCCCCUGCCACAGUGAGAAUGACUCAACCAUUUCCUGCACAGUUUGCACCCCAGAUUCUCUCUCAGCCUAACCUGGUCCCUCCAUUGGUAAGAGCCCCACAUACUAACACCUUCCCAGCGCCUGUACAGAGGCCACCAAUGGCACUGGCCAGUCAGAUGCCUCCUCCGCUGACCACAGGCCUCAUGAGCCAUGCUCGUUUGCCACAUGUAGCCAGGGGUCCUUGUGGAUCACUAUCUGGAGUCAGAGGUAAUCAGGCCCAGGCUGCGUUGAAGGCUGAACAAGAUAUGAAGGCAAAGCAGAGAGCAGAGGUUCUUCAGUCCACGCAACGGUUCUUCUCUGAACAGCAACAGAGCAAACAGAUAGGCGGCAAAGCUCAGAAAGUGGACAGUGAUUCAAGUAAACCCCCCGAAACACUGACGGACCCUCCUGGUACCUGUCAGGAAAAAGUAGAAGAAAAGCCACCCCCCGCGCCCACCAUAACCACCAAGCCUGUUAGAACUGGACCAAUCAAACCUCAGGCGAUCAAAACCGAAGAAACAAAAUCUUAAAAGCUUUGGUUUAUUUUGGGGCAUUGGGGAUGGGUGGGCAGGGAAAAUGAAGUCAAAUAAUGCCAGCAGCCAGGGGUAGAAUGGUCUGUGACGUUAUCCUGUGUAGAGCUUGAAGAUGCUCAAGGGGCAUGGAGCAUUUACACUGACAGAGCUGCCACUCCAGUUGAAAGGAGGCUCUACAGGCUUGCACCUACUGUGUAAGGUCUGCUUGGUUGACGUGCAUCUUCAGUCGCUUUAUAUAUACAAGUGUGUCCACACGUACAUAAGUGCAUACAGUUUAGACCUAAGGAAGGAGCUUUGUGAUUCAAUGAAACACCAGAAAUAGAAGGAAAAUGACACCACCAUGGCUCAGUUGGGCACUGGGUGGUCCCAUUGAUAGAUCAGCUGUGGUUCUUUUGCUCCCUUGUGUUCUUUGGAUUUGUCUGUGGCAUUUCUAGGCUUGAAAGUAAAAUGAUGCUAACUGGUGCUGGAUAGAGGAGCCUUAUUUUUUAUUACGGCAGCUUGUUAUUUUUGUAACAUGGUGAUUUGGUUGAACACAAUAAAGUACAGUAGUAACUGAUCUCCCCUUCUUCCUGGAUGAGUGAGCAGAUGAUUAAAUACUGAUGUCAGCAUUCUUGAGUAUUUUCAAGUGAGCAACAUUUGGCUUCUGCUUCUGUUUAAAAUGAUGCUGUGUUUUGAUUGUGGUCCGAAGCUUUGAAGCACUACUUGGCAUCUCCUUCCUUCCUUGGAGGUCUCACCAUUUAAGCAUAACAGAUUUGAUAAAGUGUUGGUAAGGUGAGGUCUUGCUUGUCUCCACUAGGUCAUCUUCAUAUGAAUCCAGUGGUUAUAAGGUUUUGUUUUAGGGGUAUUCUUUCAUUUUUUUUAAUAACGGUUUUUAGCUGAUGUUCAUGAGGGAAUGAAUCCUUAGAACUGUGCCACUAGGUGAAAGGAAAUCCUAUCUAAGAGUGUUUCUUUACAGAGCUUGUCAUACCAUCCUUUGGGCCCUCUGCUGGAAAAGUAGAAUCAAGUCUCAAAUAAUGCCUUUUCAAUUGUAUCCUCUAGUAUUAUAGGUGUAGGACAGUACUGUAUCAUACCUCUGUGAAUGUAAAAUAGCUUGUACCUGCUUUAUGA